AAGAAGAGCAAAAUAACUAAUAAGAAUGAGAGUUUCAUUUGGAAUUGACCGCUCUAUUCCAUUUCCUCUCCUCAUUAAUCCCACCAACAGAACCCCUUCUCUCUCUUUCCACCCAUCUCUCUCCUUUUCAGGAAGGAAAAAGCUCUUAGCAUGUGCGCAAAGUCGUGGUCGUAUCAGGGUUCAACAUUCUAGGGCAUCUAUGGAUUUGACAAAGGAAUUUCCGACAUUGAAUAGAGAUCUUUAUCCAAAUAUAGAACCAUACAGCUCAGGGUUUUUGAAGGUUUCAGAUCUCCACACAUUGUAUUGGGAGCAGUCAGGGAAUCCGAAUGGGCAUCCAGUAGUUUUUCUCCAUGGAGGACCGGGAGGUGGAACAUCACCUACUAAUAGAAGAUUCUUUGACCCUGAAUUCUACCGUAUCAUCCUAUUUGAUCAGCGAGGUGCAGGUAGGAGCACUCCACAUGCGUGUUUGGAGGAAAACACAACAUGGGACCUGGUUGACGACAUUGAAAAGCUAAGAGAGCAUUUGGACAUUCAAGAAUGGCAGGUGUUUGGUGGGUCAUGGGGGAGCACGCUUUCCCUUGCAUACAGCCAAACACAUCCCGACAAGGUUACUGGCAUGGUUCUUAGAGGCAUUUUUCUGUUACGGAAGAAGGAACUUGAUUGGUUUUAUGAGGGUGGUGCAGCUGCAAUUUUCCCAGAUGCUUGGGAGUCGUUUCGAGAUUUUAUUCCAGAAAAUGAGAGGGGCAAUUUCAUUAGUGCCUACAGUAAGAGGCUGAAUAAUAGCAAGGAUCUCGAAACACAGUAUGCAGCUGCUAAAACAUGGACUAAGUGGGAAAUGUCUACAGCACAUCUUCAUCCAAAUGAGGACAAUAUCAAAAAAGGGGAUGAUGAUGCCUUUUCAUUAGCAUUUGCACGGAUUGAAAACCAUUACUUUGUGAAUAAGGGAUUUCUGCCCUCAGAUUCAUUCCUGUUGGACAAUAUUGAAAAGAUACGGCAUAUUCAAACAGUAAUCGUGCAGGGAAGAUAUGAUAUGUGCUGCCCAAUGAUGUCGGCAUGGGAUCUUCACAGAGCAUGGCCAGAGGCAGAAUUAAAGAUCGUCCAGGAUGCGGGCCAUUCCGCAAAUGAACCUGGGAUUGCUACUGAGCUAGUGGCAGCCAAUGAGAAGCACAAGAACAUUUUGAAAGCAAAUGGGGUAAUUACAUGAGUAGCCGUGGGCUUCAAGUUCUUGCAACUUCAAACUGCUGGAUUGUCUGAAUGUAAAAGAAUCAAAAGCAAUAUAGGAGCCCAUCUUGUCCAGUUCAAUGUAUAUCUGAUAUUCAGAUUUCAGAAUAAAGGAGGGAAAUUUACAAUGAUUAAUAACCCAUUGAGCUUGUAAGAUUCAGGUGUUGUUCUCAGGUUACAAGUUGGAUUUCAGCUUCUUAGUCUUUCCAAAAGAAAUUUCAAAAUGUUAUGUUUGGAUAUUGAUGUGGUACUAAAAUGUUUUUGCUUUUGGA
Magnolia sinica is the source of this 1493-nucleotide messenger RNA. Its product is annotated as proline iminopeptidase. Gene Ontology annotation, cellular component: cytoplasm. Lineage: Eukaryota; Viridiplantae; Streptophyta; Magnoliopsida; Magnoliales; Magnoliaceae. The record is from RefSeq and is a predicted model, not a curated record. The transcript has 11 exons. Bases 26 to 1204 code for a protein of 392 amino acids. Gene Ontology annotation, biological process: proteolysis. Gene Ontology annotation, molecular function: aminopeptidase activity.